GGGGACGACGUUUACUUAACCGAUGCCGAGGAGUUAGAGGGUUCAGGAUAUGUUAACGAAAAUAUGACUGACAUCGGACGAGACGAUGACGAAGACAGAAGCGAGGAAAGCAAUCCACCGCCAUUCAUCACACCCCCUCCUCCUAAUCCGGACUAUAAAGGGCCUAAGGGUGAAAAAGGUGAUAAAGGAGACAAAGGAGAGAGUGUUAGAGGACCACCAGGACCCCCUGGUCCACCUGGACAAGACGAGGGUCCACCGGGCAAGAAAGGAGAACCCGGAACAUGCGCCUGCAACGCGACAGAACUGAUGGCAUCCUUUACAAUGCCUAAAAUGAUCCAGGGACCGAAAGGAGAGCAAGGAUUACCAGGACAAGAAGGGAAACAGGGACAGAUGGGGUUGACGGGUGCUGCAGGACCACCUGGAGAGAGAGGACUCCAAGGACCGCAGGGCGCUAAAGGUGACAAAGGAGACAUGGGAAUACCGGGACCGGAAGGUCCUCAAGGACAAAAAGGCGAGCCGGGUCGUGACGGAGUGGCAGGGGAGAAAGGUGCUCAAGGACCACCAGGACCUCCGGGAAAGGGUGAAUUCUCUGGUUAUGAUACGGAAGGUAUCGAGAUGAGACCAGGAUUGCCAGGACAUAAAGGUGAAACCGGUACUCCAGGAAGUCCAGGACCAAAAGGUGAACCAGGAAUUGCGGGUGCCAAAGGAAACAAAGGAGAACCAGGGCACAAAGGCGCCGAAGGUGCACACGGAAAAGAAGGACCUAGAGGAAUUCAAGGAUUUAAGGGUGAACCAGGUGCUCCUGGAGCACCGGGACUUCCUGGUGCACCGGGUGAAAAUGGGAGACCGGCAGAAAAAGGCGAUAAAGGAGAUACGGGACCGGAAGGGAAACCAGGACCUCCUGGAAUACCUGGGCCCCCGGGACUACCUGGAAUAACCGGCCCAGGAGGUGUUAGUGUUGGAGAUUCGGUGUUAAGGGCAAAAGGUGACAAAGGUGAAGCGGGCGCUCGAGGAUUCAAAGGGGACAAGGGCACCAAAGGCGAGAAAGGAGAUAAAGGUGAUUUUGGUCCAGCUGGAAUUCCCGGUGUGAAUGGCAUUCAAGGACCUCAGGGCAACAAAGGCGAACCGGGCAAGGAUGGAGUUCCAGGAGCCCCGGGAAUCGUUGGUGUAAAGGGUGAAAAAGGUGACAGAGGACCACCAGGAGCCACGGCCAUAGCCAGUUCGGGUGACUACAUCACCGUGAAGGGUGAAAAAGGUGCUGAAGGGAAAAGGGGGAGAAGAGGACGUCCUGGACCUGUAGGACCACCUGGGAAGCCUGGAGUUAUGGGCGAAAUUGGAUUACCUGGUUGGGUGGGUCGUCCUGGACUUCCUGGACCUGUUGGACCGGCAGGACCCAAGGGAGAAAAAGGAGAGCCUGGAACACCGAGCCCUUAUGGAGUUUCAGUCGGUAUAAAAGGUGACAAAGGAGACGAUGGUUUUCCUGGAAUUCCUGGACAGCCCGGUAGAGAUGGUCAGAGAGGACCUCCAGGACCACCUGGACCACCUGGGCCACCAUCACAAGGAAACUACAUUCCGGUUCCGGGACCCCCAGGACCUCCUGGACCACCAGGACCACCUGGACUAUCAUUAAUUGGACAAAAAGGAGAGCCAGGAAUCGGCAGAAGCCACAUAUUCGGUGAAAGGGAUUACUAUGGUGUUAGACAAGGUAAAUUAACGUGUACAGACUCUUUCAGAACAGAUAGUAAAUAUAAUGCUUUGAAAAAUAGCAGUAUGGACUAUUUCGAGUGAAAUUUCAGUAAAUUACUAAAAUUAGUAAGGUGA
This is a messenger RNA of Megachile rotundata (alfalfa leafcutting bee), 1821 nucleotides long. RefSeq names its product collagen XV/XVIII-type protein multiplexin (gene Mp). Gene Ontology annotation, molecular function: extracellular matrix structural constituent conferring tensile strength. Lineage: Eukaryota; Metazoa; Arthropoda; Insecta; Hymenoptera; Megachilidae. The record is from RefSeq and is a predicted model, not a curated record. Gene Ontology annotation, biological process: glomerular basement membrane development.